Molecule: messenger RNA, 963 nt
Organism: Pararge aegeria (speckled wood butterfly)
Lineage: Eukaryota; Metazoa; Arthropoda; Insecta; Lepidoptera; Nymphalidae
Product: electron transfer flavoprotein beta subunit lysine methyltransferase-like
Exons: 5
Coding region: 184-840 (218 amino acids)
Biological process (GO): peptidyl-lysine trimethylation
Cellular component (GO): mitochondrial matrix
Molecular function (GO): protein-lysine N-methyltransferase activity
Source: RefSeq, a predicted model, not a curated record
AUGUGGAUGUGUGUGUGGCGCCCGAUAUUAGUAUUGAAAGAGAUUCCUCGAAAUUCACUUGUCGCGCAUCAAUGUGUUGGUUGUUUUCCGUGUAGAGUAUUGGCGUCUGCGAGGAAGGUUUUCAGUAUACACACGUAACAUUUCACUAUAAUACCCAGACGGUCUCAAGUCCCGACGUGUUCGAUGAUGCUGAAAGAGUUCACGGCGCAGUUCCUCAGGCAUACGGCUCCCAGCCGGCGUCAUUUAACUCCUGAACUUGUACUGCGUCUCGUGACCCCUUCUUGCCCCCUAUGGUCCGCGCGCAUCGAAGACUCCCCCUUUUCGGAUCCUUUCUGGGGGUUUUAUUGGCCAGGCGGCCAGGCUACAGCUAGAUAUAUCCUGGACAACUCGGAUAUAAUUCGACACCGUGGCGUGUUGGACGUUGGGUGCGGAUGCGGCGCUGGAGCCAUCGCUGCUGCCAUGAGAAACGCUAAACAAGUUGUGGCGAACGAUAUUGAUCCCUUUGCAGUAAUAGCUACGAAUAUUAAUGCAGAACUAAACAAAAUAAAAGUUAAAACUGACGUUGAUGACUACGUCGGAAGGAGCUGUAAAGAUUUUGAUGUGAUUUUGAUUGGCGACAUGUUCUAUGACGAAGAAUUCGCAAGUGUAUUGUUUGAAUGGCUCAAUAAAUUGACUGCAGAUAAUAAAUUGGUAUUAAUUGGAGAUCCGGGGCGACACAGUUUGACGGAGAGCAGGAGGAGUCAGAUGACUUUGCUAGCUAGCUACGAGUUACCCAAAGAGACUCGCGAGGAAAAUAACGGUUUCACUCACUCUACAGUGUGGCGGUUGAAUAAAUUAUGACAUAAGAACAACAAAUUUUUAACCAAUGAUUAAGUGAAAAAUAAAAUUAAUUACUUGGUAAUAAAUGAAUAGUUGGAGAAAACUUUGAUAUUUUCAGCAAUGCUAGCCUAUCAUGGCUGAUAC